Messenger RNA from Prorocentrum cordatum, 3801 nucleotides. The record is from the annotation of a GenBank genome assembly. Lineage: Eukaryota; Dinophyceae; Prorocentrales; Prorocentraceae.
AUGAUGUACCGCACGGCCGGCACCCCUCGGGCUUGGCUCGAGAAGUUCUUGCGCGACAAGAACAUCGCCCCCGCCGACCGCGUCGCACAUCGGCCGCUGGUGGAGGCGCUCGAAGAGGCCGGGUGCUUCGACCAGGUCAACCUGGGGGGGUUGGCCUGCCUGGAGGUGAUCGUGCGCCGGCUCAACGCGAUCGUGGACGCCUACAAGCGCGCGGGUGCCCCCUCGUUCGCCAACGCCAGGUACUUGGCUCCUCUGGGCGAGGCGGACGAGCUGAUGGCGCCCUCGCUGAGGAACCACGUCUCCCGCCGCGCCAAGGAGGACUGGGAGGUCGAGCAGUCUAUGAAGAAGGCCGAGGCGGUGGAUGCUCGUGUGGCCGCCCACCAUGGCGCAGAGGGUGCCACCACAGGGGCCGGCGGCGGGGACAAGGGGUCGCACCCCAGGGCUCCCCCCGCCGGUCCAGUCAUGACCGAGAAGGCACAGCCGGGGGAGUGGGUGGAAUUGGUGAAUCGCGCCCUCCGCAGCUUGAACUGGCUGGCGGGCUUCAAGGGCGCGGUCGCUUCACCGAGUCCAGGCGCGUCAACCCUGGACAAGCAUGCAGCCCUUCAGCAGCACCUGCUCCGUGAGGCUCAUCGGCGUCAGGCCGCAGCUCCGGAGGUGAUGCCGAAGGCGGAGGCAGCCCUGCGGGAGCUGCUCCGGGGGCAGUCCGUAUACGAGACGGACUCUGCCCCAAGGAACCUCGUCUCCUACCAGCCCGGCAAGGUCUCGCUGCCUGAUAGCGUGCUGGACUGCCGCUUCAUCGAGGACAUCGUGAGCCCUGGGUGCCGCUCUUUUCUGGAGGAGAAUCACAAGCGAAUGAGGUUGGAGCCGGAGACAGUGGACUUCGACAGCAUGCCGCGGUUGUACAUGGACCCAGUGCUGAAGAGGAAUUCUAAAUCUUAUCGCACCUUCUUGCGAGAUCUCGCUGGAAGGGGACUUCUAGGAGUGACCACCAGACCCGCCGAGUCAGUGGGCCUGUUUUUCGUGGCCAAGUCGAACGGGGCUCAACGUAUGAUAAUUGACGCCAGGCGAAGCAACGGCCAUUUCAGAACGCCGCCAGGCGUGCAGCUCCUCAGUAGCGAGGGGUUCGGCCGGAUCGAGGUAGAGUUGCCGCCGGGCGUCUUGCCCUCGUCAGUUGAAGGGCAAAGGCUUCUGGACGCUUUCACUGUCUACGUGGCCACCACCGACGUGAAGGACUGCUUCUACCGCAUGCGCGUCCGCGAGGACCUCGGCCGCUACUUCUGCCUUCCCGCCGUCCCGAAGCACGUGUUCGACGGGAUUCAGGUGACCGGCGCCCCUGGGGAUGCCCCGCCGGACGCCCCUGUGCGGCCCUACCUUGCCGUGCUUCCGAUGGGGUUCACGUGGUCGCUGUACCUGGCCCAGGCCGCGAAUGAGGACAGGGUGUGUCGAAGCCCCAGCCUGUGCAGGGCAAUGCCAGCCGGCAGACAACAGCCCUUGAUUCAGGACCAGGCCGAGGCGUUCGUGUUGCGGGCCGCCUCACGCGGGGUCGGAGGGGCUUACGUGCGCGUGGGCAACCUUGGCGCCGUCUCGGACGAUGCCGACCUCAGUGACAGGAUGGUCUCCGAGUGGAGCGAUCUGUUCGAGCCGGUCGGCCUGGCGCUCCACAAGUCGGAGUCCCACGGCGGCGCAGGUGAGGCUCUCGGCACGGAGCUCGACGGCACCCGCCUCCGCUCGGGGAUCACCUCGAGCCGGUUUUGGAAGCUCGAGCGGGGCCUGACUGGCCUCCUCGCUCGGGGCCGCUGCAGCGGCCAGGCGCUUGAAAAAGUGAUCGGACAUUGCACAUUCUGCGGUCUGGCUGCCCGUGAGUCCCUUUCUAUCUUCCACACCGUCUAUAAGUUCAUUUCGGUCCAGUAUUUUGACGUGGGCUCGAUGUGGCCCGAAGUGGUCGAGGAGCUCGUAGCCUUUAGAGGGGUCCUUUUGUUUCUGGGCCGCGACUGGUGGCUGCCGUGGAACCCCUGCGUUUUGGAAACCGACGCCAGCCUAGCGGGCUGGGCGAUGGCCCAAAGCUUCUGGGAGCCGUCCCAGGUCGCCAGCGUCGGUCGUGUCAGUGAGCGUUCCCGUUUCAAGCGCGUCGGGGCUCACUCCGCUCGGGAAUCCGCGCUCACCUCGGCCCACCUCUUCCGCGACGAGUCAGGCUCGGCCUGGAAAACCGUCCGGAAGGGGGUCUGGGGCCUUAGCGAGGGCAUUCUGGUGCUGGAGGCCCGGGCCUUAGUGAAGGACUUCAAGCUCCUAGUUCAGAUUCGGCGCUUCAACGCCUAUGCCCUUGCCCUUGGCAUCGCCCCGUAUUUUAGGUGGAUCCCCUCGGAGUUUAACCAGAGCGAUUCUGUCCCGACGGAUGCGCGCGCGGGCUCUGCGGCCGCCGCGGGCGCCACCGCGGGCGAGUCCCCCGGCGUCGUCGCGGGUUCUGCCGCGGCCUGGCGUCGGCCCGCCGCCCUGCCGGAGAGAUCCGCCGACAGUGAAGGCGAGGUCGAGAGUGCUGGAGAGGCCCCAGGUGGCGACGGACACGCACGCAUGGAGAGCCGCCCUCGCCAGACGCCGGCGCCGCCCUCUGUGACGCUCGAGGACCUCGCUCCCGCGGACGACGCCGGCGACGACGUGGCGGGCGCCGGGGAGGGAGACGAGUCGAGUGGGUCCGACAGCUUAGUGAACCACGCGACUGCGGCCGCAAGGAGGUCUCGGCGCCUCCAGGACUCCCGACGCCGGCGCCGUGCGGCACUUUACACGGACAUGAUUAUGCAGACCGCAGCUGGCGGGCCCACCUUGCUGGAGCGACUGGCAGUGACUCGCCGGGCGAGGAAACGCUAUGCCAAAUAUCUCGAUCGUUUCUACUUGCAUGCCGACCUGACCGACGACGAGCUCGUGAGGAGCUCGGACGAGACCGUGGAUCGUUGGGUGUGCGACUACUUCACCGCGAUGUACCUGUCCGGGGAGCAGAGCAGCCUGGGAGACCAGACUGGUGCCGCCCUCAUCGACCGACACCCGGCCUUUGGCCGACGGGGUGGAAGAGCCUUGCCGCGGACGUGGCGAGCGCUCAAGGCGUGGAGGCGGCUGACGCCCUCGCGCACCCGCCGAGCGCUGCCGCUCGCCGUGUGGUCGGCAGUGAUGUGGCGUCUGGUGGACAAGGGCCUCCCAUUCAUGGCCCUGUUCCUCGCCGUAGGCCUCUCUGCCUACUCGAGGCCCUCUUCUCUGCUGGCAGCUCGGAAGUGCGACCUGGUCCCGCCUUCGCGUGCUACAGUGGACAGCUGGAGCCUCCUAACGCACCCAGAGGAGGAGGGCCGACCGAGCAAGACGAAUCGCUACGACGAGGGCUGCCUCCUGGACUCGAGCUACCUUCGGGGGCUGGGUCCGCUGUUCGCCGAGCUCCGAGGGCACGGAGACAGGACCAAGCUGUGGCCCUUCACGUACCUGGAGCUCUCGCAAGCGGUGCAGCUAGCGGCGGCCGAGAUCGGGGCUGGCAAACUGACACUGUACCAACUCCGCCACUCAGGCGCGAGCAUCGACGCCAGCAGACGCACUCGCAGCCUAGAGGAGAUUCGGAGGCGCGGCUGCUGGGCUCAGGCGAAAAGCAUGCACCGUUACGAGCACAGCAGCCGCCUGAGCGCCGAGUACGAGCGCUUUCCCGCGGACCAGAGGCGCCUGUACGAGGCGUGCGAGGUCCACCUGAUGAGGAUCAUGCUCGGCCAUGCUCACCCAGUCCGGUUCAGCCAUCGAAUGCUGACCUGGCAGUCGCGCGUGCCAAGCUGA